AUGGCUUCUACGACUGCGUCUGCCGGCUCACUGCCUCCCGAUCUAUUCGACACCACGACUCUUGUGUCGCUUGCCGCCUGUCUUGUGUUCCUAGCCGCCGGUUAUGCCGCGUCUCGCCGGUUUCUGCCACACAAUGCCAAGGGCAGCACGCGAGUGCUCUUUAUCUGGCAUGCUUUUGACGCACUCAUCCACCUGAUCCUCGAGGCCAGCUUCCUCUACCACUGCUUCUUCAGCUGGAUCCCUGUCUCAUCUGUUUCGGCCGAGGACCUUGCUAGCAAGCGCUUCUACAUGCCCGAGCCGUCGGCGUUCCUCGGCCGCCCCGACCGCAUCUACGGCCCCCAAGCCGGUGCCAUCCAUGAUCAACCCUUAGCCAAGCUGUGGAUGGUUUAUGCUCGGGCCGACCGCCGCUGGGGGGGCCCCGAUUUGGGCGUGAUUAGCCUAGAACUUUUGACCGUACUCUUCGUCGGCCCCAUGGCCGUGUGGAUCUGCUACGAGAUGGCCAUGCGCCGCAGCCGCGUCAACGUGCUGAUGAUCAUUGUCGCGACAGCCGAGCUGUACGGCGGUUUUAUGACCUUCUGCCCUGAGUGGUUGGUGCUUAACGACAACCUGGACUGCUCUAACUUUAUGUACAAGUGGGUGUACAUUGUCUUCUUCAACACUCUGUGGGUUUGGCUGCCGCUGUACGCUCUGUACGUGGCCAUCGGCGAGAUUCAGGACGCUUUUGCUGUUCGUGACGCGGUUGCCGAGGGAAGGAAGUUGAAAUAA
Molecule: messenger RNA, 765 nt
Organism: Sporothrix brasiliensis 5110
Lineage: Eukaryota; Fungi; Ascomycota; Sordariomycetes; Ophiostomatales; Ophiostomataceae
Product: ebp domain containing protein
Exons: 1
Coding region: 1-765 (254 amino acids)
Biological process (GO): sterol metabolic process
Cellular component (GO): membrane; endoplasmic reticulum
Molecular function (GO): cholestenol delta-isomerase activity
Source: RefSeq, a predicted model, not a curated record